ACACGCGUUCAGAAACAUCUCGCAAACACACCUAACACAGCCCCAAUCAACACUCCCAUCAUGUCCGACCAAAGCACAUCAGAUUAUCACUACACCCCCAUUGGCAGGGCUGCAAACAGCCCCGAGUCAAGCUUCAUCGGCACCUCUCCCACGUAUCAGCAGAUCAAAGCAUUCUACCCACAGCUUUCCGAAGACAUCAUUCUUGACCUAAUGAGAGUUAAUCAAAACAACGCAAGAAAUUUCCAACUCGGACUGCAGCAGGCUCACCGAAGCUUGCCUCGCCACCGUAUACGCAAGCCUGGCGGCCGUGUUCGUGCGCAAACCGAUGGGUCGCAUCGACGAAGUGUUCUAGACGCGCGAUAUCUUACCUACCGCCAAAGGGAGAGUCUAUCGAAGAGAUCCACUGUGACUGACGUUGAGGAGGAAGAGAAGGUACUCUUAUCUACACUACUUCAAAGUGUAGAUCGCAACAGAAGCGACAAAGGCGGGGUCACUGAUGCAGAAGGCGCCAGGAACGAACGUGUGGUCGCGACGUGGGAUCACAACCAGAACGCCGCCGAAACCAGUGAGAACAUGGAAAUCGACUCUGGUACUGGGCUUGGCUUCUUGGACUCAACUUUUGCAGCUGCCACGCGAGCUCCUCCCAGCACACCAGAACUCAUGCCUGGUAUCAAGCCUCAGCGGGACGAAGAGAGCUUUGCAACCGGUAAUCUUGUUGAAGCCCUCUUAGACAACACUGCCUGUGUCGAUACCGAAGAGUCACAGUUACAUGACACUCCCAUGUCAUGAGCCACCAGGCGUACUGGCUCAAAGGAGCCUUGUUACGCCCUGUCCAAAACAGGUAGGCGCGAACGAGGAUGUCUUCGACACGUUCCAAGUGGCCACAGUGGAUGCUCGAUUCCGCGAGCUGCAACGCCCAAACUCCUUCAUCUUGAGUCAGUUAGUUGCAAAUCACAUCUCCCGUAUCCCUAGCUAUUGCAUCAGCGUGGUUAGAAUAAAGAAGCAG
Macroventuria anomochaeta is the source of this 1006-nucleotide messenger RNA. RefSeq lists its product as uncharacterized. NCBI's taxonomy places the organism in Eukaryota, Fungi, Ascomycota, Dothideomycetes, Pleosporales, Didymellaceae. The transcript has a single exon. The record is from RefSeq and is a predicted model, not a curated record. The coding region runs from base 61 to 789 and encodes 242 amino acids.